Xiphias gladius (swordfish) is the source of this 1749-nucleotide messenger RNA. It is a transcript of the gene mpv17l2, whose product is annotated as MPV17 mitochondrial inner membrane protein like 2. NCBI's taxonomy places the organism in Eukaryota, Metazoa, Chordata, Actinopteri, Istiophoriformes, Xiphiidae. Gene Ontology annotation, biological process: mitochondrial ribosome assembly. Gene Ontology annotation, cellular component: cytoplasm; membrane. The record is from RefSeq and is a predicted model, not a curated record. The coding region runs from base 360 to 1007 and encodes 215 amino acids. The transcript has 7 exons.
CGAAGUCUGUUCCACCUUCAUGUAGUGUUUCCCCUCAUGUAACUUGCAGUUAGGGUUUAGGUAGGAGUUAAGAUUAGGGUUAGCGGAGAUAACUGGUUGCGCUUUGGGUACGGUUAAGCAAACACAUCACAGCAAAGGCGAGUGGUUGGCGUUAGGGAUAAAGUUAGGUUCAGGUUAAGUUGAGGGUAAACACAUACCGACUGUGAAACGAACUUCGAUUCAGCACCGACUUGGUGACUGUCAGUCAGAGCAGCCGAGCUGUUGAUCCCGGUUUAAGUUAGCCUGACCGCUAACCAACGGCUAACGUUAGCACCUGAAGAAGGAGCUGAUGUCAGUACUCUCUCUGCGGUCCAAACAUCAUGCUUCCCCAGGCAGGUAAAGAGUUUCUGGUUCGGAUCCAGUUCUUCUGGCGGCCCUUUUUCCAGGGCCGGUACCUGCUGCUCACCAACACCCUCAGUGGAGGAGGCAUGCUGGCGCUGGGAGACUUCCUGCAGCAGAGCCGGGAGACCCGCAGAGAGCCAGGCAGAGUCCGAGACUGGAGAAGGACAGGUCGCAUGUUUAUGGUGGGCUGCUCCAUGGGUCCACUGCUGCACUACUGGUACUCCUGGCUGGACAGGGUCUACGUGGGCAAAGCUAUGCACACAGUCGGCAAGAAGGUUCUGGUGGACCAGCUGAUCGCCUCACCAUCAAUCGGGCUGUGGUAUUUUUUAGGUAUGGGUCUUAUGGAGGGACAGACUUUAUCCGAAGGAUGGGAGGAGUUCAAAGACAAGUUCUGGGAAUUUUAUAAGGCGGACUGGUGUGUUUGGCCUGCUGCUCAGAUGAUCAACUUCUACUUCCUCUCCCCCAAAUUCCGUGUCCUGUACAUCAACGUUAUCACCUUAGGGUGGGACACUUACCUCUCCUACCUCAAACACAGAGAUGACAGCCAGCAUGCUGACCUGGUGUCAGACAGCAGUGCUGUGGAUGUACAGCAGGAAGUGUCCAAACCGCUGGAGGAGAAAACUUAGAGAUGGAGUUCAUGUUCAGCUGCAAGGUCAUUCACCAGAAGCAAAAGAACAUUUAGCUGUUUUUAUCUGUUAAAACAUCUUUUCCUCCUUUGUUAAAUGCUGUGAGGCCACUGUGUGCAUGACAGUUGGUGUUACUCUGAUGGUCUUUCCUCCGACAAACCAUUCUGCUCUCAAGUUUAAAUGGACCAUGUGUUUGUCUUGAAUCAGGAGAUGUGGAUGCUGAAGUGCUGGGACACUUCUCCUUCAUGUCACUAGAGUUUUAAUGUGUCUCUGUCCAGUUUCUUCUUUUUAUUUGUGAAUGAUUUGCACUCCUGCAGGAGCAUUCAGGGAUCAAAAGCUGUUUCACUGCCCUUAGCCACUGCACUUGAAUCCAGUUUCCAGUUGCUGAGAGUGAUUGUAAUGGGAAGCUCAUAACAUUAUCAUCAUCAUUAUCAUCUUUGUGUUGUUGCAACCAAAGCUUUAAACUGCCCAAAACCUAACAGAGUGGCAUUCCUUUUAUUUCUGUGCCAUUUUAUGUUUCUGGUUUGACAUGGAAUAAUCAUUAUUUAAGUGAAACAGCUUCACUGAACAGCUGCUGUUUUUUUUUAAUGCCAACUUACAUUAACUCGUAUAAACUUUGCCUUAAUAUUUAGUCCAGUACUAUAUACCAAAUAAUCUCCACCUGGUCUUCAGUUUAUCUCUUUGAGGUUCCUGUAAAAUGAUGCAUGAUUGUGAAACUAAAGUGAUUAUUGUUAAAUAUACA